Molecule: messenger RNA, 1679 nt
Organism: Conger conger (European conger)
Lineage: Eukaryota; Metazoa; Chordata; Actinopteri; Anguilliformes; Congridae
Gene: slc45a2
Product: solute carrier family 45 member 2
Exons: 7
Coding region: 1-1626 (541 amino acids)
Biological process (GO): transmembrane transport
Cellular component (GO): membrane
Molecular function (GO): sucrose:proton symporter activity
Source: RefSeq, a predicted model, not a curated record
AUGACGCUCCUGGCGGACGGGGAGCUGUGCCAGGUGCCGGACGGGGCGGGGGGGAAGGGGCAGUACCUGGGCAGCGGGGAGUGGGCCGUGUUCGGGGCGGUGGAGCCCCCCAGGCGGACGCGGGGGCGUCUGCUGAUGCACAGCACGGUGAUGUUCGGCCGGGAGUUCUGCUACGCGGUGGAGGCGGCCUUCGUCACGCCCGUGCUGCUGAGCGUGGGCCUGCCCCGCAGCCUGUACAGCCUGGUGUGGCUCCUCAGCCCCACGCUGGGCUUCGUCCUGCAGCCGGUCAUCGGCUCCUCCAGCGACCACUGCACCUCCCCCUGGGGCCGCCGCCGGCCCUACAUCCUGGCCCUGGGAGCCAUGAUGCUGGUGGGACUCGCGCUCUUCCUCAACGGAGACGCCAUGGUGUCCGCCAUAGUGACGGAGCGGAGCCGGAGGAGCACCUGGGCCAUCGUCGUGGUGAUGUGCGGGGUGGUUCUGUUCGACUUCGCGGCGGACUUCAUUGAUGGCCCGGUGAAGGCGUACCUCUUCGACGUCUGCUCACACCAGGACAAAGAGCGAGGCUUACACUACCACGCCCUCCUCACUGGUUUGGGGGGGGCCUGUGGAUACCUGGUGGGGGCGAUGGACUGGGGGCACUCUGCCCUCGGGGUGCUGCUGGGCUCUGAGUACCAGGUCAUCUUCUUCUUCUCUGCGCUGACCUGGGGCCUCUUCCUGUCGCUGCACCUGUUCAGCAUCCCAGAGACGGCCCUGGGGCAGGCAGCGGCCCCCGGCCCCCCCGACACCCUGCUCCUCCUGGGGAACCAGAGCAGCGGGUAUGGGGCGGUCCCCAAAGAGCCCCUCCCAGAACCAGAACUCCGGGCCCGGUCCUUCUCCGCUCUGGGGGAGGCCAACUCUGUCACCUCCAGCGCCAAGCAGCCCAACAAGGAGGUGCAGAAGAGAAUGACUCUGAAGUCCUUGGUGCUGGUGAUGAUCAACAUGCCCGGUCACUACCGCAGCCUGUGCGUGUGCCACCUGCUUGGCUGGACAGCCUUCCUGUGCAACAUGCUCUUCUUCACCGACUUCAUGGGCCAGAUUGUGUACAAGGGGAACCCGUACGCCGAGCACAACUCCACAGCCUACAGCACCUACGAGAGAGGGGUGGAGGUGGGCUGCUGGGGUCUGUGCAUCAACGCCGUGUCAUCUGCCCUUUAUUCCUAUGUGCAACGUCUCCUGCUCCCCUACAUUGGGCUCAAGGGGCUGUACUUUGUGGGGUACUUCGUGUUUGGUUUGGGCACCAGCCUGAUUGGCCUGUUCCCCAACAUCAUGGCCACGCUGACCCUCUGCAGUGUGUUUGGAGUGAUGUCCAGCACCCUGUACACCAUCCCCUUCAACCUCAUCUCUGAGUACCACAAGGAAGAGCAGGCGCAGAGGAAGAUGAGUGGAGAGGAAGAGGGCGGGCGGGGCACGGGGGUGGACUGCGCGGCCCUGACCUGCAUGGUGCAGCUGGCGCAGAUUGUGGUGGGGGCGGGGCUGGGGGCCCUGGUCAACAUGGUGGGCAGCGUCAUCGUGGUGGUCCUGUCCGCCUCUACAGUCUCGCUCUUCGGCUGCCUCUUCAUCGCCCUCUUCAUCAGACACGUGGACUGACCCCUGACCCACCGACCAAUAAACACACCCCACAACCGCCUCUGUAAACACUA